UAAAUACAGCCUUAAUUGAAACUGUUUUGAGGAUAGUUGCAAUUUAAAUUUUUUAAAGUUUUUGUUGCCAUAGCAGUGUUAAAUUUGAAGAAAAGCUUGGAUUUGGAGCACAGACUCUGUAUACAGUCUGAUCUGCAAGCUGUAAACCUGCUGGCUGCAACUAGCUAGUCCACCUUAAGAGGAGUGGGCGGGCUCAAGCUCAUCGACCAAUCAGCGACCUUCUUCACAUUUAAAUAGCUCAGAGUGUCAAUCAUUUUUUUCCUCAACCCCCCUCCUCUGUAGUGGAGCUCCACUCUCAAUCCCGACUACAUCUCUCAAUCGCCAUAUUGGGUACUGAGCAGGUUUGUGUCCGCAGCUCUCCUCUCCUCUCUCACUACGGGACCAGACUGACUGACAGAGCGGCUUCACUUCACCGGGACGCUGCGUGUUGAUGCUCCGUGGAGACUCCACCGGGCUCCAGCCGUUACCGUCUCCGCCACCGCCACCGUUACCGUCUCCAACCGACGUCUGAAUGGCAUAACGUCCUCUUUAACGGUUGUUGUGGAUCUUUGCGCAGCGCGAGAGGAGAUAGCCGUUGGUUCUGAGCGGUUGGAGAACUGGAACGCUCCAACGGCUGCUUGAAUUCAAAAUCUUUUCUUGUUUUUUUUCCGGCGGUUGGUAAAAAAAUGUCCGAUGUUCGCCUCUCCAACGGCAGCCCGACGCUGGAGCGCACCGACUCCUCCCGGCUGGCGGAUCACCCGAAACCGUCCGCCUGCCGGAGCCUCUUCGGCUCGGUGGACCACGAAGAGUUAAAGAGGGAUUUAAAGGGACAUCUGCGGGAGAUGGAGGACGCCGCCUCGGCCAAGUGGGGCUUCGACUUCGCCGCUCACUCUCCGCUGCCCAACGGCCACCGGCUCCACUGGGAACCGGUGGACUGCAGGGACGUGCCCGGCUUCUACAGCAGGCAGCCGGGCAGGAGGAGAGAGAAGAAGGGCGUCUGCUCCGCCGGGAAUAACAAGGUGGAUCUAAACGGGAAUCAUAGCUGUGUUGUGGAGGACACCGACCGGGCUGACGGGCUGCAGAUGGAGUGCACGGAGCAGUGCACCGGGCUGAGGAAAAGACCUGCAAGCCACGACCCCUCGGCCCAGAAUAAGAGGUCACACACCAGCUCAGAUGAGGUCACUUGUCCAAACCUGAGCCUCUCCACAGAACACACACCCAGAAAGACCAGUCCCAAGAGGCAAACGUGAGGACGAUACAACGAGCCGAAGAUGUAUUUCCCCUUUUACGUGGGAAACCUCAGUGUUGGCCGAUUUUUAUUUUUUUUUCUUGGAAGAGGAACUACACAGCAUCAGAAACAUAUCAGCUCUCCUGAAGACGGGGGAGGACGCUGUUGAAGCACUGAAUAGAAACACUAAAGUUGUGGCACUCAAUUAAAAAAGUUACUGCCUCGAAAAGCAGUCAAUGUAGCAGUGUGCAAUUAGGUUUGAUUUCCUUUUUUGCUCCUUUUUUUUACUACCUGUGUGUAAAUAAAUAUACAUAUUAUAUUAUAUUUCUCUCCAUAUGUAGCACAUAAGAAAAACAUUAUGAUUUGAACACAAAUCCUUUAUGUAAAAAGGUGUGAAUUUUUUGAUUUGACUUGAAGAAUUGCAGUGUAGUUUGAUGCAUGUUUCCAAAAUGCUGUUCUGUUUUUUUUUAAUUUUAUUUUCUGAAAAGCAGUGUGACUUUGACACGGUCCCUAAUUGCUACAUUUAAAACAAAAAAAUCAUGGUUUCUUACAGUUUCUUAACAGUGUAUCUUCACUCCGUCAUCUUCCUAACCCAGCAGUGAAGAACGGUACAAAUGUAGCUCAUCUGUUGUUUUUAUUUUUCCUUCCUCUGGUCAGUGUCACCAAGUGCAGGUUCUCCUAUUAGAUCCAUUUCCCCAGGAAAUCAAUACAGGACAGUUAGGACUUCCUUUACAUCACCCGGUAUUUAUUUUGUGAUCGGUGCUUUUUUUUUUUUUUAGCAUCAAUUGAAUCCUGGAAUAUGAUCUAUUUUUUAUUUCUCAAGUUCUCCUGCACACCUCAGCCACAUUGUAGUGGUGUGUUUGAUUUGGAGUUGUGAGGUACUCAGAUAUUGAAGGACAAAGACCAUACAAACUGCACAGGUUGUGUUGUAAACUCAUCCUCUCCUUGACUAUAUUCCUUUUUGUUUCAUCAGCCUUAAUGCUCUUCAGAGAGGAGUUUUUUUCUGAAAAAGGGGUUGAAUGUCCUACAAUACCAAAUACAUGGUUGCUUCAGUACGGUUGCCAGCACCGCCUGUGCUCCUUAAUUGACUUCACAUUAUUUUGUGUGAAAACCUAGACUUAAAUUUCCAUUUAUGUUUGUACUUGUCACACCAAUGUUGUUUAGCCUGCUGAGGAUGCAAAUGUGAGCAUCUAAAAGCUUCCCUUUAUUUGCCUAAAAGUGUGGGUUAUAUUCAAAGAGACCAGUGUACACCUGGAUCGAGUAGAGAGCAUGCUCGUCUCAGAAAAAAUGCAGUCACCAUGCCUGUGUAUUUGUGUAAAUCUUUGCAAUGUACCUAUGUACAUAAUUUUGUAAAAACACUGAGAAAUUAUACUAACUUAUUUAUGUCAAGCUUUUUUUAUGUAGAAUAAAAAAAUGGGUUUUUUGAUUACGGUUAUCCAAAGUGGCAUUUACUUUAUUAUAAUUGUCUUAUUUUGUAAAAGCAUAUUUUUGGUAGUUUUUUUUUUCUUAUCAAUAAGGUUGCAAACUGAGCCUGAUAAAAUAUUUGAUGUGCAUUUUGUAAUGUGUGGUUAUAAAAUGUGUUGCAAUCAAUUAAAAGAGAAAAUUAAAUCGA
This is a messenger RNA of Sebastes umbrosus (honeycomb rockfish), 2819 nucleotides long. It is a transcript of the gene cdkn1bb, whose product is annotated as cyclin-dependent kinase inhibitor 1Bb. Gene Ontology annotation, biological process: regulation of cell cycle; negative regulation of cell population proliferation; G1/S transition of mitotic cell cycle. The transcript is spliced from 3 exons. NCBI's taxonomy places the organism in Eukaryota, Metazoa, Chordata, Actinopteri, Perciformes, Sebastidae. Gene Ontology annotation, cellular component: nucleus; cytoplasm. Gene Ontology annotation, molecular function: protein-folding chaperone binding; cyclin-dependent protein serine/threonine kinase inhibitor activity. The coding region runs from base 666 to 1229 and encodes 187 amino acids. The record is from RefSeq and is a predicted model, not a curated record.